This is a messenger RNA of Cucumis melo (muskmelon), 736 nucleotides long. RefSeq lists its product as uncharacterized. The transcript has a single exon. The coding region runs from base 1 to 441 and encodes 146 amino acids. The record is from RefSeq and is a predicted model, not a curated record. NCBI's taxonomy places the organism in Eukaryota, Viridiplantae, Streptophyta, Magnoliopsida, Cucurbitales, Cucurbitaceae.
AUGGGAUCGUCGUCCUCGACUUUCCCGGUUAUCUGUUUUCUUCAUUCUGUCGUCGCAAUCACCAGCGGGACUCUUAUGAUGUUCUAUAUGAAGGAGAUUUACACGAUUGGCCAUGGGAUCGAAACCGCCACUAAGUUAAUGGGCUCAACACCACACGAUCAGCUCCUGAUUCGUACUUCCGAUUCGUUUUCCGGAUUGCUCCUCUUCGCAAUCGGUUUCCUUCUUUUCAUGGUUGCGUUUGUCAAGGACAGGGAAUUUCAAGGCUUUUUCGCCAAGGGGUGUACGGUGCUUCAUGUCUCAAUGGCGAUGUGGAGAUUCUACUUCGAGCGGAGGGUGGAGGAUCUGGCUUGGGAUUGGCUAAGGCAGAUUGUUGGUGACAUUCUUCUUGCUCUAUCUUGGGUCUUCUUUCUUGUUUAUUCCUGGAGAGAAAAAUAUGAUUAGUUUCCCCAAGUAAAUCGUCGAGUCUUUUGCUUUUGAUUCCAAGUUACAAAUUGCAUUGAGAUUUUUCUGGGUUUGGGUAUCUCUGUUUAAAAUUGGGGAAAGAAAGCUACUGAUUCAAACAUUCAUAUCGCAGAAAGGGGACAAUCCAUCCCACUUUCCCUUGUGUGUAUGUCUUUUCUAAUUUUUCAUUUCUUGUCGAUUGAACAACGUUUUUCAACUUUAAAAACCACAAUCCUUUCUGUAAAUAUUAUGUGAUUAUUAAUAAGUCAAAUGAAAUAUAUGUCACUUAAUGCUU